AUGGGAAAUAAGCCGGCAAAGGAGGACAAGGGAGAGAUCCUGGUGCGGGUCAUGCCCCCUCUGGACAGAGCAUUUGUGAAGUGGCUGGCCCAAGAUCUUGAGAGGAUCCACGGCUUCAAGGUCAAAAAUCAGCCGCCAAUCAGGCCCCCGGACCAUUACAUCGAGUACAUGCGACUGCAGGGCUGGCUUGAUGUGGACCUGGACGACCCAGACAUUGCCCGCCUGGCGAAAUCUCCGCGAGCGUAG
Molecule: messenger RNA, 246 nt
Organism: Spirodela intermedia
Lineage: Eukaryota; Viridiplantae; Streptophyta; Magnoliopsida; Alismatales; Araceae
Source: the annotation of a GenBank genome assembly